AUGGCUUAUCAGGCGUCUCCCACCUCUCCAUCCUUUGCAGCUGCUCGCAGAGCAUCCGCAAAAAGCCCUAACGAGCGUCGUGGCUCUGAUCGUGAGCGUCGUUUCUCAGAGCGGAAAGGCUCCGGUACCGGAUCACCUCUUUCUUCACGUCGUCCUUCUAUCGAGCCAUGGCGUUUGGUCCCAAUGGACAAAACCAUGCACAUCGCUGGAAGCAAUGACUUCAACGUUCUUUUCAUUGGUGCGGGAAACAUUAUGUUCGGUUCGCCGGAGGGUCCCUGGAACCACUCCUUCAGGCUCGAACACAAACUCGGACCUCGUCUGAAGGUUGUUGCAAUAAUCGACCCUGCCAUUGAGCGCGCUACUGCAGUGAUUCAAAAGAAAUGUAACUCCUUCGUCGUUUCGGCAUAUCAGAAUACCCGUGUCUGCAGGACACUCGAUGAUUUCGUGAAGAACAUGACCUCAAGAGACAGACCUCGUGCUGUUGUCAUUGGUAGUCCACCAAUGUUCCGGGGUACCCUUCAGCCUGGCCGUGACAUAGAGAUGCAAAUCAUGAAGCACUUCCCUGGUGUGGCUCUGUUCAUCGAAAAACCGAUUGCUACCGGCCCUCAACAUGAGAUUAGCGAUGCUCUCGCCAUCUCAAAACAGAUUGAAAAAACCAAUACAAUUUGUUCCAUAGGCUAUAUGCUUCGUUAUCUGAAAGCAGUCCAAAUGAUAAAGCAUACUAUUGACGAAAAUAACCUCACUGUCAUGGCUACCAUUGCUCGUUAUGCCUGUGCUUACGAGUCCAUCGCUAAGCCCGACUGGUGGGACAAAUCGAAAAGUGCUGGCCCAGUCAUUGAACAAGGCACACAUUUCUGUGAUCUUUCUCGAUACUUUGGGGGGGAUGUAGAUAUGUCCACUGUCGUGGGACACUCCCUGGAGUUUGACGAAGAAGCGGGCCAUCUUUCUAAAAUGCAGGUUGACGAGGGCAAGAUUGCACCAGAAAACCGCAUUUCUCGUAUCACCAGUGCUACAUGGAAGUACGAGAACGGGGCCAUCGGCAGUUUCACACAUUGCGUCGCUUUGCAAGGCACGAACUACAGCUGUGAAUUGGAGGUUUAUGCAGAUGGAUAUUGCUUCAAACUCGUUGAUCCAUAUGUCCAGCCAAUUCUCUAUAUGCGCGCGCCCGGUGAAGACACUGAGAAAGUCCUUCGAUUCCCCGACGACGAUCCCUUCUUUUCUGAAAUAUCCAACUUUAUCGAUAUCAUUGAAGAUAUAGAGGAGGAUCCUGAAGCUGCAGCAAUCCUCUCUAGUUAUGAAGAUGCGUGUCGCUCGUACCAACUCACUUGGGCGAUUAGAGACGCUGCGGAACGUUCUCGUGCGGAAAGACUUGCCAGGAGCGACGAGGUCAAGCCAAAGACACUUUGA
Molecule: messenger RNA, 1407 nt
Organism: Marasmius oreades (fairy-ring Marasmius)
Lineage: Eukaryota; Fungi; Basidiomycota; Agaricomycetes; Agaricales; Marasmiaceae
Exons: 9
Coding region: 1-1407 (468 amino acids)
Molecular function (GO): nucleotide binding
Source: RefSeq, a predicted model, not a curated record